Messenger RNA from Funneliformis geosporum, 1710 nucleotides. NCBI's taxonomy places the organism in Eukaryota, Fungi, Glomeromycota, Glomeromycetes, Glomerales, Glomeraceae. The record is from the annotation of a GenBank genome assembly.
AUGACUGAUAGUAUUGUAAUUGGUCUUGAUAAAAUAAAUAAUAAAUUGAAAAUUUUAUUAGAAGAAAAUACGAGGCUUAAGCAACAACAUGAAAUUCUUCAAGAAGAAAACAGAGAAACCUUACGUAAUAAUUCAGAUUUAAAAGAAAUACUUCAAGAAAGUGUUCAACGAUAUGAAGAACUUCAACGACAAAUGCUAAAUUAUGAAAACCAACAAUUAGAAGAAAUUAAAAGAAUUGAACGGCAACAUCAAGAAGAAAAUCUAGGAAUCUCACGUAUUAAUUCCGAAUUAAAAGAAAUGCUUCAAGAAAGAGAUAAGCAAUUGAAAAUACUUCAACGAAAAGUUUUAUAUUAUGAAAAACAAAAAAUUGAAAUCCAAAUAAUUUCUCAAAAUGUAGAAAAAACUCUAGAAAUGUUGGAAUUAGACGAAGAUAAUGAGAAUAACAAUAAAAUUCUUGAAGUAAAAUAUAAACCCUUAAAUAGUGAAAACAGUCAACAAAAAAAUAUUAUUAACAAUAGUUUUCAACUUUCCGAAAGUAUUGAUAAUAAUGUAAAUCACUCCGGACAUUCGCAGAGCUUUUUUGAUGUAGGUUGCAUUCGAGUCGUGGUUGGGUUAGACUUUGGAACAUCUUACUCUGGAUUUGCUUAUUGUCAUGUUAAUGAUUCACAAGCGAUAAUUUCAAAUGAUAUUUGGCCUGGAACUUUUGGCACGCAAAAGACUAAUACAGUUCUACAAUAUGAUAAUGAAUAUAAUAAUGUAAUUUCGUGGGGUGUUUCAGCUUUAUGUAAAAGACCAAAACGCCGAAAGGGAGUAGGUGAAGAUAAUGAAACGAAACUGGUUGAAUUAUUUAAAUUACAUUUGAGCAAUUUACCGGACGAGCUUAAACCGAAGCUUCCAGUUAAAUAUGAAAAGGCUAUUACUGAUUAUCUCAGAGAAAUCGGAAGGAUUAUGCGAGAAUGCGCAUUUAAAGCAUGGUUGAUAAGGGAUAAAUAUUCAACGAAAUUGCAAUGCAUUACGGAAUCUGAAGCUGCAGCAAUAUAUUGCAUUUUUGGAAAACACGAUCUGAAAGUACUAGGAACAAUUUUUAUGGUUGUCGAUUGUGGUGACACAUUAAAUUUGGCUACUUGGAAACUAGUAAACGAAACACGAGUGGGUUUAGUUACUGAAAGAUCCGUAGUAUGUGAAAGUACUUUUAUUGAUGCUGAAUUUAUUAAAUACUUGCGUAAAAUACUUGGUGAUCGACCUAUUGAAUUGUUAAGAGAAAAUCAUUAUGCUCAGUUUAAAUAUUUGGUUCAAGGAUUUUCUCAACGGUAUAAAUAUUCUUUUACGGGAGAAGCCAAAGACUUUGAUACUUAUUUAUUGGAUCUUGAAGAAUUAGUUCCUGUGAUAAAACAAUUAAUUACUGAUAAUCAUGUUAGAAAAUGGUUAGAAGAAACGGAGUGGCAACUUGAACUUGAUUUUAAUAACAUAAGGUCAAUUUUUGACCCUUUUAUCGAAAAUGUUAUACAAUACAUUCAUACAGAACUCGAUAGAUCUCGUGAAAAAUGUUCAGCAAUGUUUUUAAUUGGAAGUCAUAGUGAGUCUAAAUAUUUACAAAAUAGAAUUAAAAAAGAAUUUCAACAUAGAAUAUAUGUUUCUAUUCCUAUUAAUCCUACAGUUGCAAUUGCACAAGGUGCAGUAACGUAUGGAUUAAAUUUAAGAAAUAUGUGA